GGUUCUGCAGUGCUCCAGGCAGCGAGUUUUGAAGCAGGAUGGGAAAAAGACGCUGUGUUCCUCCACUUGAGCCCAAGCUGGCAGCUGGCUGUUGUGGGGUGAAGAAGCCCAAAUUGUCUGGGAGUGGAACGCACAGUCAUGGGAAUCAGACCACAACUGUACCAAGCUCCAGUUCAGGUCCUCUUCAGAACCACCAGCAUACAGAUGGGAAUAAUGGAAGGGAGAACGUAUCUGACUUGACUUUGGGCCCAGGAAAUUCCCCGAUUACUCGAAUGAAUCCCACUUCAGGAGCUCUGAGCCCACUUACUCGGCCCAAUGGAACUGCCAACAGCACCAAGAACCUGGUGGUGACAGCAGAGAUGUGCUGCUAUUGCUUUGAUGUACUCUACUGUCAUCUCUACGGGUUCCCUCAGCCACGGCUUCCUCGAUUUACCAAUGACCCCUAUCCACUCUUUGUGACGUGGAAGACGGGGCGAGACAAGCGGCUUCGUGGCUGCAUUGGGACCUUUUCAGCCAUGAAUCUUCACUCAGGACUCAGGGAAUACACAUUAACCAGUGCACUUAAGGACAGCCGAUUUCCCCCCCUGACCCGCGAGGAGCUGCCCAAACUCUUCUGCUCUGUCUCCCUCCUCACUAACUUUGAGGAUGCCAGUGACUACCUGGACUGGGAGGUUGGAAUCCAUGGGAUCAGAAUAGAGUUCAUCAAUGAGAAAGGUGUCAAACGCACAGCCACGUAUUUACCUGAGGUUGCUAAGGAACAAGACUGGGAUCAGAUCCAGACCAUAGACUCCUUACUCAGGAAAGGUGGCUUUAAGGCUCCCAUUACCAAUGAUUUUAGGAAAACAAUUAAACUUACCAGGUACCGCAGUGAGAAGGUGACAAUCAGUUAUGCAGAGUACAUGGCCUCCCGCCAGCAUUGUUUCCAGAAUGGCACCCUUCAUGCCCCCCCCCUCUACAAUCAUUACUCCUGACACACGGCUGCAUGACCAGUCCCACUCCCCAGUUGCUGCCAAUGGCUAUGACAUCAUCGGGGCAGACGCCUCCUCUUCCUGGUCCAGUUACUUCUAUUACUGCACCAUUUUAUGAUGCUAGCUUCCGUUGCCAAGUCUGCCUUCCCACUGACCUGGGGGGAGGAUGAGAGCGUGACAGGACUUCAGGGGCCCAAGCCUUAUCUCAGCCUUGCCUCCGAGCGGGGGUUCAGUUGGAUUGGGGCUCCAUGCCUACGAACUGUCGUGAGGUGCAGAAGACCUUUAGGAGUGAAAGUGCUGCUUCGGACUGAUCCGUUCCUGGGUGUUGCUGACACUCUGGAAACUUGAGUUGUUUGUUAUGGAAGCCCCCCAGAUCAAGUAGGAGCAUUCCCCUGGCAGCCUGGGCAACGGAGUCCAAAAAAACAUUUUUUAGGUUCUUUUUAAUUUUUUUUAACCUCUGGUAUCUGUUGUGUACUGAGAGCUGACUGCAGUCCCCACGCAUCACAGGUGGACAUCAUGAUAUUGGGGAGGGUUGAACACCUGGAUAGCACCCCAUCCUCAUGGACAGAAAACAUGUGAAAAAUUAAUCCAUUAUUUAAAUAAACCCUUGAGGGCUUUAAGGCUCAGAUCCUUGGUAGGCUGGAUUCUUGGUGAUAAAGCCUGCUAUGAAAUACAAUGCUGUUUUGUCUGUAUGAGUGACAUGGCGCAUGCUGUGUGCACAGAGGAAGAGAUCCUCGAGUGCCCCUGGACAGUCUUUGUUACGACCAAAUUUUGUUUCCAAAUAUUUGUAAAGGAUAAGAUUAGGGCUGGGAAGGGGUUUCCAGAGCAUCAACUGUAGUUGUACAAGUGAGACCAGUGACUGAAAUUUGUUUCAGUUUAAGCUCACAGACUUGGGGACCUUCCUUUUGAUAGAACAGCCACUUUCGCCGGUAUGACUACUGAUCUUAGGGGCUGCGAGUGUUCCAGUUUGUUCCAGGCCUAUGGAAUGGUACUGUUCAGUUUUGCUGGCAAGAUUUAUCUUGCUCAGCUUAGUCAUUGCCACAUCCAGGCAGUGAGGGGGGAAAUCUGCAUUACCCAAACUGCAUGGAACUCAUGUGCAUUCUGUAUUUCUUCUCCCAUGGCUGAUGAUGCACAAGGAAUACUCUUUUCUGAAAAGAAGUUAUCAGUUGUUAUUCUACAGCAGCAUUGAGGCAUGUCAUAAACUCUGAAUUAUGACACUCUUUCAAUGAGAUAACUGGACUUCAGAAUCCAAUUGGGGUGGGGUUGGUUGGUUUUCCAAGCUUCUGGAGGGUCAGUAAUGAUUGGGGAAGAAAACACAAGUGCAUAGCAGAGUCAGGGCUGUUUGGUUGCACACAUCCUUAGAGCUGCUUGUGUGUUGUAAUUGGCUGGUGUCUGAAGCCUGAAAUGACGCCGUGGUAUGGCAGGGAAUAGGGCUGGUAGGAAGCUGAGAACUGCAGGGUGCUGCUCCUAGUCCUAGGAAAGCGAAGCACAACUUGUGCCAUUUUGCUUCAUGUUGGUGUAAGUUCUGCUGGAGGAGAGAGAUGUGAGGGAGAUUCCUCUGGAUAAAGGUGCAAUAUUGACCCAGCUUUCCUUCUGUAUUGGGUCAUUCCUACAAAUUGCCACUUUUCCCUUGUGAUGUUGUUGAAAAGCAAUUGAAGAUGACAGGAUUGUUUUGUAACUUCCUGCUGCAGAGAAUAAAUGAGUCUCAUUACAAACCAUUCCCUAGGUGCCGUGUAGUGAUGGGGGAGGGUGGGGUCAGCUCCAGGCAUACCACUCACCUUUCAGCUGUCAAACAGUAUGAUACAUAGGGCUACACUCAUUACUGUUCAAGUGUUCUAUGUUAGAAUUUAAUUUCUAAAAGGUUUAAAAAAGGCAAAAAAAUGGUGCUAAAACUUCACCCCUGAGCACGCUCGGUGAGACUGGUCAUGCAGGCAUACAGUGCCAGGCUUUUCAACUAUACUGUUUCUUUUUCAGGUGUUUGCCCUGUUCUGUGUCUUCAACAGUGUAUAGUGUUUUCCUGAUUUCAGUUUCUUUGACUAGGGGAUGACUAAAGGGUGGGGUGGGGAGGGUUAGUUGUCAUUUUUUUAAAGAACAGAAUUUUAGGAUUGAGUAACUUGGUUGGUUUAAGCCUGAAGUGGGACAGAUGGUUUGGGACUGGGGAAGUCUUAUCCUCUCCCACUUCUAUUUCCCCACUCAGUCUGUUCAAAAAAAAAAAAAAA
Messenger RNA from Ficedula albicollis (Collared flycatcher), 3187 nucleotides. It is a transcript of the gene AMMECR1L, whose product is annotated as AMMECR1 like. Lineage: Eukaryota; Metazoa; Chordata; Aves; Passeriformes; Muscicapidae. The transcript is spliced from 6 exons. The record is from RefSeq and is a predicted model, not a curated record. The coding region runs from base 39 to 971 and encodes 310 amino acids.